AUGAUAAAUGAGAUCAUUAGUGAGUCCUUCUCUGGUCUGUCUCAUUUGUCCCCUCCAGGGCUGCUGGUCUUCACUGUAUUCCUGUUCCAGAUGAGACCCUCCGGGAUGUGGCCCACGGAGCUCGUAUGUGACAGGCGACUGAUCCAGAAAUACGUGGCUGAAGCUGUGGACAUGGAGGAAACGUUGAGCCAAUGUGAAGAACUUCCUUUGCUUCUGGAACCCGUACAUUUGCCCCUGGUGGGGUUGAACCUCAGGGUGUGGAAAACAAAGACGAAUGAAGUAAAAACACAGGAAAUCCACCAAGUGUUGAUCAAACUGAUGGAUGGCAUCGCCGCUGCCCAGCGAUCGACGAAUGCGACCUGCCUCCUGGUACGUCUUGAGCAGCUUUAUGAGAAAGCCAACUUCCUCCUUCUGCACUUAAGGAACGCCCAAGGGCAGGAACAAAGCGUAACUACCCAGCCAGAAAACGUCCCCAAGCUGAUUUCGACAAGGAACCUUAAAACUGUCUUCUGGACCUACGUGCAGCUUUUGCAAGGAAAAUUGAACUUCUUGUUCUAUGACCUCCGGAAAGACUCCUGUGCUGAGGGACGUCAACCUGGGGUCACCUUUCCUCCUUAGCACCUUGGUCACGGUCAAGCGGGCACCGAGGAACCCUGCAGGUGGCUGGCAAGAGACAUCUACAAGGGCAGCUAUCGGAGGAAGAAAGCCAUCCGCAUGCCGGGGUGCAAGAACAGGGCUGACCAAGCCUUCAGAAAUGGAGGGUGGGGUAGGGGGGUGGGCUGGUGCUAAAAGGUGAGGGAGAAAAAGAAGACGGUGUGUGUGUGUGUGUUGUGUUAACGCUGGAGGUCCCAGCCUUCUGCAUUUAGUACCAGCUUGCUUCAGCUGCCUGCAAAAA
Molecule: messenger RNA, 895 nt
Organism: Pseudonaja textilis
Lineage: Eukaryota; Metazoa; Chordata; Lepidosauria; Squamata; Elapidae
Source: RefSeq, a predicted model, not a curated record